This is a messenger RNA of Vitis riparia (riverbank grape), 1006 nucleotides long. RefSeq names its product probable aquaporin NIP5-1. Gene Ontology annotation, biological process: transmembrane transport. Gene Ontology annotation, molecular function: channel activity. The record is from RefSeq and is a predicted model, not a curated record. Gene Ontology annotation, cellular component: membrane. Lineage: Eukaryota; Viridiplantae; Streptophyta; Magnoliopsida; Vitales; Vitaceae.
AUGGGUCCCCAUCUUGGAGCAGAGUUUGUGGGAACCUUCAUCUUGAUAUUUGCAGCGACGGCGGGACCCAUCGUGAACCAGAAGCACAGUGGGGUGGAGACUCUGAUAGGGAAUGCGGCAUGCGCUGGGCUUGCGGUGAUGAUAGUGAUUCUUUCCACAGGCCAUAUCUCAGGAGCUCACCUCAACCUCCUCACGAUUGCCUUCGCCGCGCUUCGUCACUUCCCGUGGGUGCAAGUUCCGGCCUAUAUCGCAGCACAAGUUUCAGCAUCCAUCUGCGCUUCCUUCGCUCUCAAGGCUGUUUUCCACCCUUUCAUGUCCGGUGGUGUCACCGUCCCUUCGGUCAGCAUUGGGCAGGCCUUCGCCCUUGAGUUCCUUAUCACUUUCAAUCUCUUGUUCGUUGUCACCGCCGUCGCCACGGAUACUCGAGCUGUGGGGGAGUUGGCUGGUAUAGCGGUUGGAGCUACUGUUAUGCUGAACAUUCUUGUGGCAGGGCCGUCGAGUGGUGGUUCGAUGAAUCCAGUGAGGACUCUGGGGCCGGCCGUGGCAGCAGGGAAUUACAGGGCUAUAUGGAUAUAUCUGGUGGCUCCUACGCUAGGGGCGGUGGCGGGGACAGCUGUCAAACUCCGAGCGGAUGAGGGUGAGCAACCUCGCCAGGUCAGGAGCUUCCGUCGCUAGGGCUAGGCCCCUCCUCCUCCUACUACCUACGUAUUGUAUCAGUUAUUGGUGGUGAGUGUGUUAUAGUAGACGAUAGCUUUCUCCAUAAAAGCUUAACAAUAAAAGUGGAAGUGACGCAAAGUCCACGUCCCAGCAGUUUAGCUUGGCUUGUCAAAUAAUGUUGCUUGUCUUCUUUGUCUUAGCGGCCACAUCAUUGUGAUGUGGGACGCCGGGGCGGUGCUUCUCUCUAAUCUCUAUAGUUCAACCCCCCUUGGAAAAAGACAACGUAUGUUUCUGUGUGUGAUUCUCGUGAUGAUAAUGUUAAUAAAGUACUGAUCGUGUUUUGGUACUA